Priapulus caudatus is the source of this 1566-nucleotide messenger RNA. Its product is annotated as AP-2 complex subunit alpha-2-like. The record is from RefSeq and is a predicted model, not a curated record. Bases 83 to 451 code for a protein of 122 amino acids. Gene Ontology annotation, cellular component: clathrin adaptor complex; membrane coat. Lineage: Eukaryota; Metazoa; Priapulida; Priapulimorpha; Priapulimorphida; Priapulidae. The transcript is spliced from 4 exons. Gene Ontology annotation, biological process: vesicle-mediated transport; intracellular protein transport.
UUCAUACAGGACUUCACGGAGCCAUUGCCCGUCCCUCAACGUGUCGUUCACAUACUCUGGAGUGCCUCAGCGUGUGCAUCUCAUGCUGCCCGUCACCAUCAACAAGUUCCUCGCCGCUGCCGAGAUGGGACAACAGGACUUCUUCUCCCGAUGGAAAACACUGAGCGCGUCCAACCAGGAGGCUCAGCAGAUCUUCAAGGCGCAGUCUCCGAUGGACUCUGAGCAGGCGAAGGCUAAGCUGGUGGGCUUCGGCAUCGGCGUUCUCGGGGGCAUCGACCCUAACCCGGAGAACUUUGUGUGCGCGGGCAUCGUGCACACGCGCACGCAGCAGAUCGGCUUGCUGGUGCGCCUAGAACCGAACAAGGGAGCACAGAUGUACCGACUAACAGUUCGUGGCAGCAAGGAGUCUGUCGUGAAGCGAGUUUGCGAGCUGUUGACGGAACAGUUUUAACCCCACGAUGGCGUCAAGUCUACCGUGUUUCAUCGUCGCUUGUUGCUUAGUGCGGAUGAGUAGUCACGUGCUGCCAUCUCUAGGAGAAAAACGUCGCAAGUGUCUGCUGCGAUUCCCUCGUGGGGGGGAACGAAGCAUUUAUAGACCGGUGACGAUGGUCGACCGAGAACGCGCACAGAUUUGCAUCGUUUUUGCUCACCAGGUGUCUCUGGCAGCACGGUAGUGUGUAUUGGCAAGGGCAGCAGGGGUGGUGACCACAGAUAGGUGUUAAUGAAAGGUUAGUCAGUGCGAGAGUGAGUAUAUAAUUGUGUCGUCGCGCCGGGCUGCCUUUCUCCGUAGAUUCAGGUGUUAUUAUUUUUGAGUUAAGCCGUAGUGUUGAUAGAUUAAUUAACGAUGUACACACGAGGGGGCGCUGCGAUCACGGGACGCCAGGUUUGCCUUCUCUAAUUGUGACUAAUAUAGCGCGGGUCGUUUCUCGCAAAAUCCUGGACGAAAGUGGGAUCGGCGAGUCGAUCGUGGAUCUCUCGUGCGAGAGACAGAUCCCACUGCCAUGUUAACCGCGCGCCGCGACAUAUCUAUACUCGGAUUUACCACGUUGUAAAAAUCAUGUUGGUUUGUAGCUGCGACGAUUUCGUCGUCCUAUUUGUGCUGUAGCGUAGCGACGGAGGCUGCUCUUCUAUUCACCCCCACCCCCCACCCCCCCGUUCGUGGAAGCUGCGGCAUUAAUGAGUGGCUCGUUAUUCGGGAUGCGGCCGGUAAUCAUACAGCUGUAAUGACGAUGUCCGCACAUGAUGGCAGAGCCAUGUGUCAUCUUUGCAGCAUCUUAACAACCCAGGAAUGCGCUGGCCUUGACCUUUAUCGCGCUGGCCUUGACCUUUAUCGCGCUGGCCUUGACCUUUAUCGCGCUGGCCUUGACCUUUAUCGCGCUGGCCUUGACCUUUGUCGCGCUGGCCUUGACCUCUAGGCUCCCAUCUUCAUGCUGUCAUCAUUGGUCAGCGCACGCUCUGAAAGAGAAGCGCAAGACAGAAUAGUUCCAUGAAAGAGAGGGUCAGGGUGAGAAGGCGAGAGAGAGGCGGAAAGAGAAGAAAGAAGAGGGGCGGAAAGAGAAGGCGAGA